UGUUACUGUUACCUUAUGUUUUACUUUGCUGGUUUUUUUUUUUCAGAUCCAGUUCCAGCUUUGGAUUUAGGACAGCAGCUUCAGCUGAAGGUUCAACGUAUGCACGAUAUUGAAACAGAGAACCAGAAACUUAGGGAAACUCUAGAGGAAUACAACAAAGAAUUUGCCGAGGUGAAAAAUCAGGAGGUUACAAUAAAAGCACUUAAGGAGAAAAUCCGAGAAUAUGAACAGACCCUGAAGAACCAAGCUGAGAACAUAGCUCUGGAAAAAGAACAAAAAUUACAAAAUGAUUUCGCAGAGAAGGAGAGAAAAUUGCAGGAGACACAGAUGUCGACAGCCUCGAAGCUGGAAGAAGCCGAACACAAAGUUCAAGCUUUGCAAACAGCCCUGGAAAAAACCAGAACAGAACUGUUUGAUCUGAAAACAAAAUACGAUGAAGAAACUACUGCAAAGGCUGAUGAAAUCGAGAUGAUCAUGACAGACCUUGAAAGAGCAAAUCAGAGGGCAGAGGUGGCUCAGAGAGAGGCAGAGACCUUAAGGGAGCAGCUCUCGUCAGCUAACAAAUCUCUCCAACUCGCUACACAGAUCCAGAAGGCACCUGAUGUGGAGCAGGCCAUCGAGGUGCUGACACGGUCCAGCCUGGAAGUAGAACUGGCUGCGAAGGAGAGGGAGAUUGCCCAGCUCGUAGAAGAUGUCCAGAGACUCCAGGGCAGCCUCACCAAGCUGCGAGAGAACUCCAGCAGCCAGAUCUCCCAGCUGGAGCAGCAGCUGACCGCCAAGAACAGCACGCUUAAACAACUGGAAGAAAAACUGAAAGGACAGGCUGAUUAUGAAGAGGUUAAGAAAGAAUUAAAUAUAUUGAAAUCCAUGGAGUUUGCACCACCUGAAAGCUCUGGUGCGCAGGAUGCAUCGAAACCGCUGGAGGUGCUGCUGCUGGAGAAGAACCGCUCGCUGCAGUCCGAGAACGCCACGCUGCGAAUCACAAACAGUGACCUGAGUGGGUCAGCCAGGAGAAAAGGGAAAGACCAGCCUGAGAGUCAGCGUCCUGCAACCUUGCCGGCUUCCCCUCCUUCUCAGUUGCUCCGCAACGCGGGGGAGCAGGCUUCCAAUACUAAUGGUACACACCAGUUCUCACCAACGGGUUUAAGUCAAGACUUUUUCAGCUCAUCCCUGGCAAGCCCCAGCUUACCCCUGGCCUCCACAGGAAAAUUUGCACUAAACUCUCUCCUCCAGCGACAGCUAAUGCAGUCCUUCUACUCCAAGGCAAUGCAGGAAGCAGGAAGCACAAGCAUGAUUUUUUCAACAGGUCCUUACAGCACAAACUCCAUCUCUUCCCAAAGUCCAUUACAACAAAGUCCGGAUGUAAAUGGCAUGGCCCCAUCUCCCAGCCAGUCAGAAAGUGCUGGGAGCAUCUCCGAAGGCGAGGAGAUAGACACAGCCGAAAUUGCACGUCAGGUGAAAGAGCAGUUGAUCAAGCACAAUAUUGGACAGCGGAUAUUUGGACAUUAUGUGUUGGGACUGUCGCAAGGGUCUGUGAGUGAGAUACUAGCCCGGCCAAAGCCAUGGAAUAAACUGACUGUGAGAGGCAAGGAGCCAUUUCAUAAGAUGAAGCAGUUCCUGUCGGACGAGCAGAACAUCCUGGCUCUUCGCAGCAUCCAGGGUAGACAAAGAGAGAAUCCAGGCCAGAACCUGAACAGACUAUUUCAGGAAGUACCGAAACGAAGAAAUGGGUCUGAAGGUAAUAUAACCACACGAAUCCGAACCACAGAGACUGGCUCUGAUGAAGCCAUCAAAUCCAUUCUUGAACAAGCCAAAAGGGAGCUGCAAGUACAGAAAACAGCUGAGCCGGCUCAGCCGCCUUCUGCAUCUAGCAGUGGCAAUUCUGAUGAUGCUAUUCGAUCCAUUCUGCAACAAGCCCGACGUGAAAUGGAGGCACAGCAGGCUGCUCUUGAUCCUGCCUUAAAAACAACACCUUUGUCUCAAGCUGACAUUUCUAUCCUGUCCCCCAAACUAGUAUCUACAUCUGCAAUGUCUUCAGUUUCCAGCUAUCCUCCUUUGGCCAUAUCCCUGAAGAAACAUUCAUCUGUUACUGAUUCCAGUAUCUCUGCAUUGCAGAACCUCUCUGGGCUCAAAAAGGAGCCGCAGGAGGCGCCUGUUUUAGAGCUUCAUGGAAUAAGUGAUUCUGCCCAGGGUAUGUUGAGGCAUGUUAAAAAUGAGUUGGGACGUGGUGGUGUUUGGAAAGACCAUUGGUGGAAUACUGUGCAGCAUGAGAGAAGAAAUACAGCUCUUCCCGAAGAUAUAAAAGUUGAGGAAGCCAGUGGUGGAAAAGAAAAGGUCAGCAAUCAGACAGGCCAGAUCGUAGCCAGCUCCAAGGACCAUCUUCUUCAGAGUAUUGGAAAGAGUGGCCAAACGCUGAAUCUCCGUACGCAGAGUUCUGAAUUGAGCAUGACUGGGGCGAGUCGCAGUGAGACGCCACAGAAUAGCCCCCUCCCUUCAUCCCCUAUCGUGUCCUUGUCCAAGCCAUCCAAACCUUCAGUUCCUCCUCUGACACCUGAGCAGUAUGAGAUUUAUAUGUACCAGGAAGUGGAUACGAUAGAACUAACGCGGCAGGUCAAAGAAAAGCUAGCAAAGAAUGGCAUCUGCCAAAGGAUCUUUGGGGAAAAGGUAUUGGGGCUGUCCCAAGGAAGUGUCAGUGACAUGCUCUCCAGGCCAAAGCCAUGGAGUAAAUUGACACAAAAAGGCCGAGAACCAUUUAUUCGUAUGCAGCUCUGGUUGAAUGGUGAGCUGGGACAGUGUGUCCUGCCCGCACAAGGGCAGCAACAAGGACAAGUCCUUCACUCUGUGACAUCAUUACAGGAUUCCCUACAGCAGGGAUGUGCAAGCUCAGAAAGCACUCCAAAGACUUCUGCCAGUUGCAGUCCCGCUCCCGAAUCUCCCAUGAGUUCCAGCGAAUCGGUAAAAAGCCUGACAGAAUUGGUACAGCAGCCCUGUCCUUCGAUAGAGACCAGUAAGGAUGGCAAAUCCCAGGAGCCCAGCGAGCCGCUUGCUUCAGAAUCCCAGUCCACAACCCCUUUGCCACUGUCGGGCCACUCAGCACUCAGCAUCCAGGAGCUGGUUGCUAUGUCCCCGGAGCUGGAUACGUAUGGCAUUACAAAAAGGGUCAAGGAAGUGCUAACGGACAACAAUCUUGGUCAGCGUUUGUUUGGGGAGACAAUCCUGGGGCUGACACAAGGCUCUGUCUCAGACCUGCUGGCUCGCCCGAAGCCCUGGCACAAGCUGAGUCUGAAGGGCCGGGAGCCCUUUGUCCGCAUGCAGCUGUGGCUGAACGAUCCCAACAACGUGGAGAAGCUGAUGGAUAUGAAACGAAUGGAGAAAAAAGCCUACAUGAAGCGGCGACACAGCUCCGUGAGCGACAGUCAGUCGUGUGAGUCCUCCUCCACUGGAAUCGACUACAGCCAGGGUGCCAGCCCACAGCCACAGCACCAGCUGAAGAAGCCCCGGGUGGUGCUGGCACCAGAAGAGAAGGAAGCUCUGAAACGAGCCUACCAGCAAAAGCCAUACCCAUCACCAAAAACCAUUGAGGAACUGGCUACGCAGCUCAACUUGAAAACCAGCACCGUGAUCAACUGGUUCCACAAUUACAGGUCUCGCAUCCGCCGGGAGCUGUUCAUCGAGGAGAUCCAAGCGGGAAGCCAGAACCAGGCCGGGUCGAGCGAUUCUCCUUCGGCACGAAGCAGCAGAGCAGCCCACGGCUCGGAGGGAGACAGCUGCGACGGCGUGGACGCGGAGGGCCCACCUGAAGGAAAGCCGAGCGGGGCGGAGGCGGACGAGUACAGCAAUGCAACCACAAAGUCUCAGGGAGGGCAAGCGGAGUCGGCUCUGGAGGCGGGGGAAGAGGCAGCGCCGGGCGCCCGGUGA
Meleagris gallopavo (turkey) is the source of this 3918-nucleotide messenger RNA. The record is from RefSeq and is a predicted model, not a curated record. NCBI's taxonomy places the organism in Eukaryota, Metazoa, Chordata, Aves, Galliformes, Phasianidae.